AUGCGAGAUGAAGGUUUCGACGCUGACGCGCUGACGAAUGGGGAUGUUCCAAACGAAAUUCACAAGCUACUAUCAGCGACGUCAGCAGAUCCGACGACGCCCGUUCUGGACUGGUGGAAGGGAAAAGGUCUGCCUGAGCCAUCGUCGGGGCAAAUGCACAUGUUAGUGAAGAUCCCGGCUCGGUAUCACCCUCACCCAUGGUGUCUCGAUGUAGCAGUCUACGACGCGAUGGACACAGCGAUCGUACGUCUGCUAUAUCGGUCGUCUGCCGAAUACAACGGGUACUACAACCCUAAGCUUCGCUCGGCCGGCAGGAAUAUUUUAGUAUGGUACGAAGGCACAACGCUAAACGCACGUGUCCUGUUUAGGAGAGAGAGAACAGCUUUAUGUUUUAAAAGUGACUUGAACGAAGAAAUUGUUACGGAGAUGUCUCCUCUUGAAGGACUAACAAUCCAGACAGAAGUAACUGAAGUGGCUGGCGAGCCAACAGAGUUGCAUCCCGUCGGAUACUUCGAUUAUAGCUCGCUGCCGAUCGAGUUUCCAGACGGAGUAUUGUCUUCGAUGGUGGACCGCACCAGUGAUGAGUUUAAAUAUCAGCGAAUCGAGCACGAAGACAUUUUCGGGCCGUACGGAAUGGCUUACAACUGGUGUUUGGUGACAAGAAACAACUGCCAGCAACGCCCCAGUUAUCGCAAAUAUUUGCUGGAUAAAAGCUGUCGACUAGCUUUAUCGUAUGCUAUGUCUGGAUGGUAUCAUGGGUACUCAUGUGACGUCCCAGUGAUGAACAUUCACAUCGAGUCGGUUUCAGAGCACCAUGUAGUCCAAGACAGAUUUGAGAUAAAGCUGGUAAUUCGGGCAAUCUGUAUCGAGCAUGGCAGACUUAUUCUGGAUCGUUUGAAAGAAGGAGUUGAGGUUUCUGCAGACGGACUGGAAAUGAGGACGUCAGUGUAUGUGACGAAUCCAAUUGGUUUUUGUGCUUGUAUGGACUGGAGGCAUGCUCAGAUCGCGGAGUGCUGGGAAGAAUUUCUGGGAGGAAGUUCAGACUAA
Phytophthora nicotianae INRA-310 is the source of this 1047-nucleotide messenger RNA. RefSeq lists its product as hypothetical. The coding region runs from base 1 to 1047 and encodes 348 amino acids. The transcript has 3 exons. The record is from RefSeq and is a predicted model, not a curated record. NCBI's taxonomy places the organism in Eukaryota, Oomycota, Peronosporomycetes, Peronosporales, Peronosporaceae.